AUCAUCAGCUACAACAAGCCUGCCUAUCAGAGGACUUGGAGUUAAGCCGUUUGUGGAGAAAACCAAUGGAAAUAAAACCGUUCUUCUGAGGCUUCAGGAGUGAACUUUACAACAUUUACAUAGCGUCAAAAUUCAUCAGGAAGGUGGUAAAUAAAAGAAUUCAGCAAGAUGAGGCGCGCUUCGCUCCAUGGACUUCUCUUGCUAUGUGCCUAUUUCUACUUUGUGAAUGCUGGAAAUGUUACUAAAAGAUCUUCAUCUCACAACUUACAGCUUGGGAAGUCCAGCCAUGAAGACAAAGUUGUGGAAAUGGUGGCAAUGAGAAUGACAGUCUCUCCAACUUGGUACCUCAGUGAGGGUGACACUGCAGAGAUCACCUGCACCACGAUUGAUGACAAAGGAAAUCACAGCCACAGGAUUGAUCUGCAAUUGGUCUGGACCAAGAUCGGCCCUGGAAAUAAGACAACAACGGUCCUUGUGAAACAGAAAGCAUCUACAGGGAUCUCCUACAUCCUAGGCCCUGUUACCCAUGAGCACCAGGGAGUUUACACCUGUGACGACGACGGCAGCGUACCUGAUGUUUUUGUCAAUGACUGGCACCGUAUAAUCUGGGUGGCUGAUUCCUCUCCCAGAGCCUCCAUAGACAUUAUCAGCCACAACAGGAGCCAGCUCUUCGUUGAUGAACAAUUUACUUUGAGCUGCCAGCUGCCUGACAGAAACACUCAGUGGAAAAUGAUGAGGUUUAACCAAUGGUGGGGGACUACCACUGAGUGUCCUGACCAAGUCUCUUCAGACGGUCAUCUGUCCUGCACAACAACGUCAGAAUAUCCCUGGUCAGACAUUCUGUUCUGGUGUGAAAGUCCAACAGGAGAGAGGAGUAUCGCCCUGAACAUGACCACAAUUGUCGGCCUAAACAUUACCCUGGAGAGUCCAUCACUUCCUGUGUCAGAGGGAGCAGACGUGACGCUGCACUGUCUACAUAGAAACCAAACAACCAAGAAAUUUACCUCCAACUUCAGAGCCGUCUUCUAUAAGAACAAACGCCGGAUCAGGACUCAGACUGAGGGCAGCUUGACUCUGAAAUCUGUGACCAAAGCUGAUGAAGGGAUGUACGGGUGUCGCCACCCAGAGGAGGGACCGUCUUAUUACAGCUGGAUCUCUGUCAAAGCUCAGCCAGACAAAGACCAGAAGAAGAAGAGAGACACUCAUAAGUCUUCAAUCUCCUCUGGUGAUGCUCCACCUUAAGGCCCAGUAAGCUGCUCUCUGAUUGGUCCAUGAAAGCCAUUAUUGUGGAAGGACAAGCUCUGCGUUUGUCAGUAUCAAAUAUGCUACUCAAAUAAAACCUAAAUCUUAAUAUCCACCCAAUAAAUAACAGAAAGUAUGAAUGUAAACAAGAAAAUUGUUGUACAGAAAAUGUCUGUAGGACUGUAGUGAAGUAUGUGAGCCAUCUGUGUCUGGUAGAGUGAAUAAAACAUGGUGGAGGGA
Molecule: messenger RNA, 1482 nt
Organism: Cheilinus undulatus (humphead wrasse)
Lineage: Eukaryota; Metazoa; Chordata; Actinopteri; Labriformes; Labridae
Exons: 9
Coding region: 169-1242 (357 amino acids)
Biological process (GO): cell surface receptor signaling pathway
Molecular function (GO): transmembrane signaling receptor activity
Source: RefSeq, a predicted model, not a curated record